Molecule: messenger RNA, 3472 nt
Organism: Solea senegalensis (Senegalese sole)
Lineage: Eukaryota; Metazoa; Chordata; Actinopteri; Pleuronectiformes; Soleidae
Gene: il20ra
Product: interleukin 20 receptor, alpha
Exons: 8
Coding region: 166-1926 (586 amino acids)
Molecular function (GO): protein binding
Source: RefSeq, a predicted model, not a curated record
AGGUGAGGUGACAUUCCGUCCUCAUACACGGAAAUUUGACGCGCAGGCGAAACUUGUCAGGGUGAGAAAGAGGAUCUGGGGCAGCCAGCAUUGUGUACGCGGACGACAGGUGAGCUGGAGGAGCAGAACAUGUCUGUGGAGAAAACAUGAUCACUCCACGCAGAAAUGUGGACACUGUCAUUUGUUCUGGACCUGGCGGUUCUGUUCUAUGCAGUGUCUUCCACACCUCCCAGCCCUAUCAAUGUCACCUUCUCCUCAGUGAAUCUCAGGAACGUGCUGCAGUGGACUCCAGCUAAUGGCACACCAGAGGAUACACACUUUACAGUGCAGUAUGCCAUCUACGGAGACACUAUACAGGGAAGUAAAGGGAAACGGGUGCAUUGGAGGGCGGCACAGCAGUGUACGGACAUAGCAAGGAGCUGGUGUGACCUGAGUUUGGAGACAUGGGAUACAGAGGAGUCAUACUAUGCCAAAGUCCGUGCUGUGGGCAAGAGAGAGUCCUCCAAAUGGGCCAUAACGAGGAGAUUUGAUCCAAAGUUGGACACUACUUUGGGUCCUCCGCUGGUUUCUGUGGAAAUGGAGGGCAGUAAUGCCAUAAUUGAUAUGAAGGUACCCAUUAGGCAUCAACCCAACAAUCACUUCCCAGUGGUUUCCAUGGCAACACUGUACCCCCAGCUGACAUACAACCUCUCCAUCCAAAUCCACAGACAGACAUAUCAUUUUCCAGUGGACUCUAAUCCGUACACAUACCAACUGAUACAUCCCAAUAAAAAGCACUGCUUUUCUGCCAGGAUGAGACUGCUCUCCAUGCCCAUCAAGUGUCAGUCAUCAGCGUGGCACUGCAUAACCACACCUCAAGACCCUGAGAUUGUUUAUCUGCACAAGGUGGUUUGGGCUAUUGUGGUUCCAUCUGUCUGCUUGUGUGUACUUGCUGUGGUGGCCUACUUACUCCAUAACUACCUAAUGGGAAAAGGACAGAAGAGCCGUAUGCUGAACUCACCUACUAUUUGGGCUCCAUCUCUUACCUUCUCUCCCGAGAAUCUCAAUCUCAACUUCAUCCUCGUCAGUGGCAUCAACAAUGAGUCACUAUCAGACCUCCGUAUGCAAAAAGAUGAUCUUGUGCCACCAUACGCUCCCCAGGGACCAGAAACACCUCCAGAGACUGAUGACUUGUCGAUUGAUUAUGGAUUUGUUGGAGUAGCUCCUCAAACCUGCGUCGGAGGAGAAGACACUGCAAGAGAGAGGAGGCAAGACCAAGGUGGAGAUGGGAAUAAUCUGAACGGUACAAAUCAGAUAUGCAUAGCAGGAGACAGUUACAAGAAGAAGAAGUGGGGAGCUGGUCACUUCACCAGAGUUAACUCUCCCCAGACAAACUCCUACCUCUCACAGAAGUCACCCCACACAUGCACACAUGAUCACAGUCCAGUAGAAGUAAAUGGAAAGACAGAUAGAAAUGCAGAGGAAGGGAGUGAGGCAGUAGCCCUUCUCUCUGCAUAUGCCUCCCAGAACAUAGGAAACAUCGCUCCCAUCCACGCUGACCAAUCUGAUUCCUUGGCAGAUGACUAUGGGCUUCUGAGUGUAGCUUCAGCACACAGUGCAGAGAAGGAAGGGGAGGAAGAAGAAGAGGAGGAGGAGGAGGUGGGACUCUGCAUUAACUGGGACCCCGAAACUGGGAAACUAGUGUUUCCAGAGAUUGACACAGAGGCAGGCUUUGAUGAGGUCAUGCAGGGAGCGGAAGGGAGUGAGGGCAACUUAGGACGAGAGGAGGUGAACGUAGUGGGAGGCAAAUUGAAGUUGGAAAACGUCUUAGUCAAACAAGCGUCUGAGGAAGAGGUGCAGAGAGAGAUGGAGAGAGGUGGAGAAACAGGAUGGGAGGUGGAUGAUAUAUUCACCAAAUGGAACGUGGUCAUCUCAAUGGACCAGUAGAUGAUAUUCAUCAAUGUACUGUAUUUACCCCCAUUAUUACAAAAAAUCCUCUUCUUCUGCACUUAUCUUGUUAGAUUUAUUGUCACGAUAGAAAUGAAAAUAACACAAAAUAUAAUUGUGAUUCAUUUUUAAUACAGAUAAUACUGACAAUAUCUUAAAGCACUAAUUAGUUUGGUUAUGUUGUCAGUAUAGUUGACCUACUGUAUCUUAAUGAUUAACAAGUCACUCUAAUCAAUAUUAAUCCUAUCACACUGUGAUCACCUCAAUCUUGAGCAAUUUAUUACUGUAUUACUGUAUUCUAUUAUGUUGAUCUGUUAUUAUUUGUUGUGAAAUCCUUAUGUGUUGUCUCUCAGUCCAACAGAGCACUAAUUGCAUGUUCUAGGCUAGUGUCAUGUUUCACCAUCGAAAUUUAGUUUUGCCUUUUGUUAACGACAUGGAAUCCUUUUGUGAUAUUGUGGGGGGUUUUUUUAACAGUACAUUUUGAUUUUCUCCAGGUCUGCAGUUUACCAUGAGUGUAUACUUCUGUGUUAAAUGAUGACAGUGGGGUUAGCCAUAGUAGUUUUGACUUAGUUCCGUCUGCAGUUUAGUUUCGGGGGUUUAACGCUUGAAACUGUUCUUGCUGAAACACCUUUGAAUAGGGUUUGUUUUAAAAAAUGAAGGAUAGUAUGGUUAAAUUAUAUGUAAUCUUUAUUUUUAUGAAGGAGAGGCUGAUGGGAUGUGUAAUAGGACGAUUUUAUGUUCAUGUAUGAUGUAGACAAACCUAUAGCACUUAACAUGUUAUUCUUUUACACAAUGUAAGUUUUAUUUGAAUAAGGAGGCUGCAUGACUCACACGUGUGUCGUGUUUCUUUCCUUGUACUAAAAAAAGGGACAGUUGAUCAUUAUAACAUUAUUUUGUUGCACUUUCUUUUUCUGUUUUCUCUAAACCCAUUUAUUUUUUCUACUACUAGUAUGCUCCAUGGUUUUCUUGUUUGUUUUUACCAGCUUAAUUAUUAACUACUGUCUUGAUUUGCAUUAGAGCUAUAUAAGUAUAAAAUAAUGUUGUUGUUUUUUAAUUCUGUAUCGAUGCAUAGUAAAUUCACUUUCACUUCACUAUUGUGUCUUUGUGAUGCAGAAGAAAGCCACCUUGGUUAUAUUCCACCAUGUAGUAAUGAAGGAAAUAAUUAUAAUGUUUUGUCAAUGCUCUUCUGCUUCUUACAUACAUGAAGCUAAAACUACUGAAACUGUGUGUACAUGUAGAACAUUAACCCUCUCUCUCACCUCAGCUGACUUCUGCAUUAUCUGUAUCAUAGAGUCUCAUAUUGAAAGUAACUGUAAAAUCUCUUUCUGUAAAUUCCCUGUGUCUAAGAUCACAAGAAGAGGGGGGAUUUGCAAAUAAAACCCGGGUUGUCUACUAUGUGGUGGGCAGUUAGAUGCUGUGCAUUAAAGUUGUAUCCAGUUUCCUAAAAUGGUUUAACUCUGGGAAUUAUGUUGGGGAUAUUGUUGCCAUAUUUGUAUGUUGCAAGACAAUAUGGUUGUAUAUUCAAAUAAAACAACAAUAAAGUGAA